GAAACCCUAACAGCACAAAGAGACUCACUCUCCCGCUUGCCACUCGCCCCUCGCCCCUCGCCCCUCGCCCUGUCUGACCCACCAUUUUGCGGUUCGGUAUUUGUUCUUGUUUGUGUUGUGUGCGAAUUAGUGAGAGGCAGUUGCAAGCUAAGAUACGAGGAUGGGUGUAUUUUGGGGGACUAGGGUUUUGGAGAUUGUGAAGAAACAUGAUUCUGGAGGCCUCGUUUGGAAGAGAAUUAAGCUCACUACUACCCGUAAAGCCAACGCCAAGAAGCGUCUCCUCCGCGUUUGGCAGAAUGAAGCUGUCCUGAGGGCAUGUUCUGAACCACCUCCUCCUAAAAGUUCUUCUGCCAGUAGCAAUAAAGCUCAUGACAAUGUCACACAGAGUUGAUAGAAGAGCCAUGAUGAUGGAUAAUAUUAGAUCCAUCUGAAAGCUGUAUCAUUAGUGCUUUAGGCUUCCCAAUCUGGGAACAUUUCUUUUCUGAUACUGUCUUCAGGCUUAGCAGGAUGCAUCACUUAGCCUCUUGUUUAAGCUUUGUUUUCAUGAAGAAAAAAAUAAGCAUUUUUGUCAAGUCUCAGUGCUCGAGUUAGUUAUUGCAACUGUUUAGAUUUGAUUCUGGUAUGUUGAGCAUCAGUACGAUUAUGUGCAGCAGGACUUGAAUUUGUUUUUCCCCUUGUUUUGAACAUGAUUUUAUCUUACAUCUUGUAUAUAUCAUCAUGAUUAUUGUAGCAGUGUAAUUGAGGUAGUAUUAAUGAAUGAAACUGGAAACUGCAUGUGU
Molecule: messenger RNA, 779 nt
Organism: Arachis ipaensis
Lineage: Eukaryota; Viridiplantae; Streptophyta; Magnoliopsida; Fabales; Fabaceae
Source: RefSeq, a predicted model, not a curated record